GAUCUGUCUGUACUGUCUGUGUAAUCCUGUGUGCUAGGAAAGGGUUCUAAAAUCCAGGCAGAACAGAAAGGUCAAGAGACCAGCAGGUGCUGUAGAUAAAGAGGUCACUGUAAGAUGGCAGGGUACUCAGAAUUGUACUUCAAUGUGGACAGCGGCUACUUGGAGGGUCUUGUUAGGGGUUUUAAGGCUGGCAUCCUCAAACAGAUUGACUAUCAGAACCUGGUACAGUGUGAAACAGUAGAAGAUCUGAAGCUACACCUCCAGAGUACAGAUUAUGGCAACUUUUUAGCAAAUGAAACUGGUCCACUUACAGUGACGACGAUUGAUGACAAGCUGAAGGAGAAACUGUUAACUGAGUUUCGAUACUUCAGGAACCAUUCCUUGGAACCACUGGCAACUUUCCUCAACUUUAUCACCUUCAGUUACAUGAUUGACAAUGUGAUUCUGCUGAUCACUGGCACUCUGCGUCAGCGGCCCAUAGCUGAGCUGGUUCCAAAAUGUCACCCUUUGGGAAGCUUUGACCAGAUGGAAGCUGUCAGUAUUGCUCAGACUCCUGCUGAGCUCUAUAAUGCCAUACUUGUCGACACACCUCUAGCUCAGUUUUUCCAAGACUGUUUAUCUGAGACCGACCUGGAUGAAAUGAAUGUUGAGAUCAUGAGAAAUAAGCUGUAUAAGUCUUAUAUAGAAUCCUUCCAUAAAUUCUGUAAAGAACAGGGAGGCGCGACCGAGGAAACAAUGUGCCCCAUUCUUGAGUUUGAAGCAGACCGACGUGCCUUCAUAAUCACAGUAAACUCUUUCGGGACGGAGCUGAAAAAGGAAGACAGGCAGAUGCUGUUCCCAACUUGUGGAAAGCUUUACCCCGAAGGCUUACGUAGGCUGGCCAAUGCAGAAGACUAUGAGCAUGUGAAGGCCACUGCUGAUUACUAUGCUGAAUACAAAUUUCUCUUUGAAGGAUCAGGACGAGGUCCGGAUGAAAAGACACUAGAAGAUAAAUUCUUUGAACAUGAGGUCAAGCUGAACACUCUAGCCUUCAUGAACCAGUUCCACUUCGGAGUGUUCUAUGCCUACAUCAAGCUGAAGGAACAGGAAUGCAGGAACAUCGUCUGGAUUGCUGAAUGCAUAGCUCAGAGGCACAGAGCCAAGAUUGAUCAUUACAUUCCUAUUUUCUAAAUCAGAAAAUCAACGAGCAGAAUAUCUGACAUGUUCAUUUUCACGUGAAAUAUUUCUAAUGUAAUAAAUAUGAAUUUAAAUACUAAUAUGGUAACACAAGGAACCUAUGUGUUGUGAUCUAGCAGUAUAAUAUUUUGUAUUAGCCCUGUGCUUUAAUUGGCAAUCAGUCAUCCAAUUUAACCUGACCACAUUCCGUACAUGGUUUUCAUUCCCCUCCAAUUAGGCCUUCCAUUGAACCAUAUGUCGAUAUUUCAAAGACGGAAAUCAGACCAUCUGACCAACCUCAAUGUUACCAGAGAUCAUGACUUUAUCUAUAGCAUUGUACAAUACAUGAAAUAUUUAUCUAUCCUUAAUUAAUGUCAAAAAGGAGUAAAUCAACAUAUUCUCAAACAAAACAAAAAAGAUUCAAACAUGUAUUGUUAUUAUUAUUAUUACAGUUUGAGUACUGACACUUUUCCUAAUAAAAGCAAUCUAUAGCAUCUUUCCACUGCUCAAA
Molecule: messenger RNA, 1666 nt
Organism: Acipenser ruthenus (sterlet)
Lineage: Eukaryota; Metazoa; Chordata; Actinopteri; Acipenseriformes; Acipenseridae
Product: V-type proton ATPase subunit d 2-like
Exons: 8
Coding region: 115-1170 (351 amino acids)
Biological process (GO): vacuolar acidification; vacuolar transport; proton transmembrane transport
Cellular component (GO): lysosomal membrane; plasma membrane proton-transporting V-type ATPase complex; early endosome
Molecular function (GO): proton-transporting ATPase activity, rotational mechanism
Source: RefSeq, a predicted model, not a curated record